AUGAGCGUGGAAAUAGAGGUUGACCAAGCGUCAAGUGGAACCAGUGGCGAAAACACUGAUGCUACCACUUUGAAGACUUCCACAGACUCAAGUGUUGAACCACCAUCAGCCAAGGAAACAACAGAGUCUGCCGUAUCAGAUGAUUUGGCAGCAGAUGACGAUGAUAUCGCCAGUGGAGUAGGCGUGGGCGAAAAGAACAACAACAACAAGUCAUCCGCAGCAUCCAAGAAGGACCAGCGACGAAUUGAAAAGGAAGAGAAAGAGCGUGCAAAGCGCGAGGAGAAGGAAAAAGCCGAGCAGGAUAAAUUGGAAAAGGAGCGACAGCGACGCGAGAAGAUCGAGCAUGACAAGUCGGAAAAGGAACGCUUGAAGCGCGAGGAGAAGGAGAAGAUCGAGCAUGACAAGCUGGAGAAGGAGCGAUUAAAGCGCGAGGAGAUCGAGGAGAAGGAGCGACAAAAGAAAGAGGAGAAGGACAAGCUGGAGCAGGACCGCAUAGAGAAGGAGCGACAGAAGAAGGAGGAGAAGGAUAAACAGAAGCAGCUCAAGUCAAAGCUGGGUAGCAAUCAUAAGAGCAGCGGUUCCUCGUCGUCGCUGAUGCUCAACAAAAAGUCGCGACCAGACUCGGGCGACAUGGUCAUCUCAUCACCGCCCACCUCGCCACAUGUGUCAUCUUCGUCGCCUGCCACAUCCUCGCUCAACCUGGCGGCGUCAUCCUCACCAAGCCGCCUCUCUCAAGACAUCCGCGAUGACAACAGCAGCAAUGGUGGCGCCGAUCCCAAAUCAGACGACAUGGACUCAAACAGCAGCGAAGCCGACGACACGGCCCCAGCAUCAUCCGCACAGCCUGCACCAGCGGCAGCCGAUGACGUGAUUGGCGUGUCCACAACGAUGACCACUGGCAGCAAUGGAGACAAGAAGGAGGUGAUCAUCAAGGUGACCCGUGCCUUUGCUCCCGUCGUGCAUCAGAAUGUGCUGCCCGAGGAGGGCGACACCAAGAUGAGGAACAAGGUUAUCAACGAGAUCAUCAACACGGAGAAAGACUACAUUGCCGACUUGCGUGUGAUCGUCCACGUCAUCCUGGCGCCACUGCGCGACAGCAAGCUACUCGUGGACAAAGACUUUAGCUUGAUCUUUUCCAACAUUCAAAUGCUGAUGAAUGUCAACGAGGUACUGCUGGCCGACCUCGAGAAGAUGGCCAAAGCCAACGAGGGCAUGUCGGUGGGCCCGUGCUUCAAGUACCUAGCCGGCUACCUCAAGAUCUACUCGUCGUACUGCGCCAACCAGCAGGUGUCGCACGACCAUCUGCAGCAGUGCAUCAAGAAGAGCCCAGUGUUCAAGCAGUUCUUGGACGAGAAGCAGGCGAUGCCCGAGUGUCGCCAGAACCAUCUGGACAGCUUCCUGAUCAAGCCCAUCCAGCGACUUUGUAAAUACCCCCUGUUGCUCCGUGAGCUGAUCAAGAACAGUGACCCAGCGCAUCCAGACAUCCCCUCACUCGAGGAGGCAUACGACAAGAUUCAAGAGACCGUCAUCACCGUCAACGAGAACAAGAGGAAGGCUGAGGUGCAGCACAAGAUGUACAAAAUCCACGAGAAACUAGAGACAACAGAGAAAUUCGACUUCUUGACACCGACUCGUUAUCUGAUCAGGGAGGACACUUUGAAGGAGCUGACAGAGGAGAAGGAUAAGAUAUCAGGCAAGAGUCAUUAUUAUUUGUUCAAUGAUAUAAUAAUGAGGACAAAGAAGGACAAGAAAUCAAUCAAGUUGGAGACAUUGUUUGUUAUUGGUUCAACGACCAUCACGGACAAUGAGGACAGAAACUUUGGCACAUUCAGGAAUACGAUCGACAUUGCACAGGUGGGUCGCGAGGGCAGGAAGUUCACACUAGUCUGCGACUCGUAUGAACAAAAGAUGGAGUGGCUGACUGAGAUCCAGCAGCUGACCAAGCCCUACCAAGACGCGCUCAACAAGGAGUACGAGAAGCUGUUGGACACGCCUAGCAUCCCAUCAUCUGACGCCACCGCCAAGCAACUGGCGCGUACUUCCACAUCCUCAUCACUUAGCAAGAACAUGGCUGUACCAGCCAAGCCCUUGCCACCACCUCCACCCUCUUCAAAGUCUUCACUACAUCUCGUCACUGAACCCAAGACAACUCCAGCUUCUCCAGUUCAAGCGACAUCCCCAUCUCUGGCACCGACAUCGCCAACACCUGUACCUAAACCAAUCACCACACCAGCACCAACACCAGCACCAAUCGUCACACCAGCUCCAGCCACAGUACCUCGACCAAUGAUCACACCUACUCCAAAGGCAACUGCUCCAGCACCAGCUCCAGUACCAUCACCAGCACCAGCACCAGCCACUGCCCCAUUAGCUCCCACCCAGGCGGUACCAAAGAUCACACCACUCGUUCGUCAACAAACUAUGCCAGCUCUCCCAUCCACUCAACCUGCGGACAAGCCCAUCCCAGCACAAAGACCUCCAGCAGUCGCACCACCUCCUCUACCAAAGAAACCAGAUCAUUUCAAACAAGAACCAUCGCCUGUUUCCUCACCAACACAUCAGUCUCAGAAGCCUCCACAACCACAACCUAGACAACUUCCAACUCCAACACCAGCACCAGCACCUACACCAGCACCAACACCUGCGCCAGCCGAGCCAGCAACAUCAGCAACAUCACCCAACUUACCCUCAAUCCCUCCACGCCCACAGGGUGGUGGCAUAGCGUUCCCCAAAUCAAUGGCAGCUCUCAAGAACUCUGCACCAAUGGUCUCGCGAUCACAUUCAACCCUCCCAACUCGAAUCACCACAGAUGUGUCUGCAGCUCCAAUGGCCAACAAUAUGACGCCAAAGGAUGACACAUCGUUGCCCACCAAGAAGACCAUCCCACCUGUAAUACCACCCUACAAACCAAUCAUUCGACCAACUCCACCUCAACCAACAUCAUCAUCUCCAUCAUUAACAUCAUCACCCGCGACUGGUGGUGGAUCGCCUCAACAAGGCUCGACUAGACCGCUGCCGACACUGCCUCCAGUCUCGCCUCCAGCAGUCCAGUCUCCGCCACUCACCAGCAACAACAAACCACUUCCACCAAAGCGUAACAUACCAUCAUAG
Messenger RNA from Acytostelium subglobosum LB1, 3111 nucleotides. RefSeq lists its product as hypothetical. Gene Ontology annotation, biological process: intracellular signal transduction. Gene Ontology annotation, molecular function: guanyl-nucleotide exchange factor activity. The transcript is spliced from 2 exons. Lineage: Eukaryota; Evosea; Eumycetozoa; Acytosteliales; Acytosteliaceae. The record is from RefSeq and is a predicted model, not a curated record. Bases 1 to 3111 code for a protein of 1036 amino acids. Gene Ontology annotation, cellular component: cytoplasm.